GCAGAGUUUGAUAUGUAAUGGUUUGACACCACAUCACAAGUCUUUGUAUGAGCCAGAAGCAGCUACCCUACGAGCACACAAUGAUGUAGAUCACUGCGAUCAUUCAUCAUGCAAAAGAACACAUCUUCGGACACCAUCUCGGAUGGUCAUCUCCCUCCAGUAUUCAAAAUAGUCAGCCUGGUGUUCUACAGCAUCAUAUUCACUGUCGGCUUGGUGGUCAAUCUCACAGCCCUCUGGGUCUUUGCUCUAACUACAAAAAGAAGGAGUUCCGUCACUGUUUACAUGAUCAAUGUGGCUGUGGUGGACCUCAUCUUCAUUGUCCUGCUUCCCUUCAGAAUGGUCUAUUACAGUGAGGACUACUGGCCAUUUGGUGAUAUGUUCUGCAGAAUCAAUGCAGCACUAACCAUACUCUAUCCAUGCCUGGCUCUCUGGCUGUUUGCCCUCAUUAGUGCUGACCGUUAUGUAGCCAUAGUUCAGCCGCGGCAUAGCAAAGAGCUAAAGAAUGUACACAAGGCCUUGCUGUCAUGUGUGGGUAUCUGGAUCAUGACCCUCGGUGGUGCAGCAUCACUUCUUUUCCUUGAGGAAGAUCCGGAUCAGUUCUCCAACCACACCACCUGCCUGAAGAUGCAUGACAUUGUCUACCUGCGCCGUGACAACCCUGUCCACUUUGCUCGUCUGGCUUUCUUUUUCUUAGUGCCCAUGCUUAUUAUGGUGGGCUGUUAUAUCAUCAUUGUGGACAACCUGAUCCACGGGCGCACAUCCAAACUCAAGCCCAAUGUGAAGCAGAAAUCCAUCCGUAUCAUCAUCACAUUGAUCAUGCAGGUGCUGGUGUGUUUCGUACCCUUCCAUGUCUGCUUUGUACUCCUGCUCUUUGAGAACAGUGACCAGGACUACAGCACCUGGGGUGCAUUCACAACCUUCCUGAUGAAUAUGAGUACAGUGUUGGACAUUAUACUGUACUACAUAGUUUCGAAGCAGUUUCAGGACCGAGUGAUCAGUGUGAUCCUCUAUAGGAACUAUCUGAGAAGCGUGCGAAGGAAGAGUCGACACACAGGAAGUGUACGCUCUCUCAGUAACCUUACUAGUGCCAUGAUAUGAUGAACCUGACAUGGUUUGAACAGGUGAAAAGCUAAAGUAUUUUUAAAUAGAAGAUGAUUGCAAACUCAUCUCAAAAAAGAGGAACAUACUGAAGCUUGGACACUUUCACUUUCAUAUUAGUUUAAUACUUUUCUAACCGAGAACUCUUUCUUUGGUGUGCAUGUUGGGUUCUGCAAAUGUUGCUUUCAGUUGACUCAUGAAAGUAAAGCAGUAGUGAACCACAACAAAUAUGAUUUAUCCAUCCAAGACCAUUGCUUGAAACAACAAGGAAAUCGUUAUGCUUGAAAAAUGCAUAAAGUAUAAAAUACACAAUUUAUGCAAUGCAGAAUGUUUGUGCAAAUUUUCUUUCUGGAUUGUAUGCUGUCUUCAGUGUUAAAUGGGAAUUCCACUUAUUUUUUGGAAAAAAAGAACACAGUAUUGGGAUCUCUUGUUGAAAAGUGGACAGAGGGAUUCAGACUGUUUUGCAUUAAAAAUGGCACCAUUCUACAGGGGUGGACAAAUUGCUUGUCCCAGGUACCUGGGCUAGCAGAUUAUAUACCUGGGCUAUUGGUUUUUCAUUCACAGUUGCCCAGUGGACUGGCAAGUUCUGUUAGGACUGGGGACUGUCUUGGCCUCUAGAGGCCGCUGUUACGUUUUUCUUGUCAUGUUCGUUUUGGCCUCUAGAGGCCGCCUCUGCUCCUGUGUUCUGUGUUUGUUUUGACUACCAUGUGCCUUUUGUUUUCAUGUGCCUUGUGCCCCGCCUAGUCCUCAUUAUCGUCACCUGUGUUCAAUUUAUUUUGUGUAUAUAUACUCCCUCAGUUCAGUCCCUAGUCACAGAGUCUUUAUGCUAUGCUGUCUAGUGCUAGUUCCUCUGUCCCAUGUACCUUGCCUGUGCCCUUGUGUGGUUUUUUUUUGAGAGAUAUUUUUUGCUUUCUUUGGACUUUGUACUUUUGGAUCUUCUGAGCGUUUUGCAUUUUUGCCUUUUCUUUUUUUUUGACUUUGUAUUGUUGGAUUUUUUAUUUUUUCCCUUUGUCUUCUCAGCGUUGGAUUAUACUUUUUGGUUUUUUUUUUUGCCCUGGAUUGUAUAUAGUGUAUAUCACGGGCGAUUGCUCUAAGACAACGAGGGAGGCUCAGCCUCCUCUAAAAAUGACGAACAUCAUGUAGGAUGAAUUGCACUAGGCUUAUGUUAUAGCCGACCUUAUAGCAUUGCUAUUUCAGAUCCAGAAUCAUAGAAAUAUAUGUGCUCAACCCAACCACAGUGCGAAAUCAUUCCCUUAUAACUUUAAUGUGUGCGUGAGUUUUUCCCCCUCGUGACAGUGCGAUGCAGCCCAGCCUCAGUGGACUUCAAUGGCAUUUGGGAGCUCUGCGCUUUCAAUAUCAAAAUUCAAGACGAUUAUUGGACAAAUACUGCGAAAACGCCCGCCCACGGAGUCUCACGGACUCCCAGCCUCAGUGGACUUCAAUGGCAUUUGGGAGCUCUGCGCUUUUCAAAUGCAAGACGGUUAUUGGACAAAUACUGCGAAAACGCCUGCCUACGGACUCCCAGCCUCACAUGGGAGGGCAUGGCAGUUUCUGCGAGGAGACUGGUGAUUGGUGAAAGCGGCCGGAUAUUUUCUUUGACAGCUCGUUUCAAAUAUAGACAGGCAGCGGUGAAUUUCAGUUCAGUCCCAUGCGGAUUCGCAAGUGCUGUGGUGUAUUGUAAGAGAUCAGCUUACAUUUCGAUUUCAUUCAUUACAUACGGUUUCU
Neoarius graeffei (lesser salmon catfish) is the source of this 2823-nucleotide messenger RNA. It is a transcript of the gene gpr18, whose product is annotated as G protein-coupled receptor 18. Gene Ontology annotation, biological process: phospholipase C-activating G protein-coupled receptor signaling pathway; positive regulation of Rho protein signal transduction. Gene Ontology annotation, molecular function: G protein-coupled receptor activity. Gene Ontology annotation, cellular component: membrane. Bases 109 to 1098 code for a protein of 329 amino acids. NCBI's taxonomy places the organism in Eukaryota, Metazoa, Chordata, Actinopteri, Siluriformes, Ariidae. The record is from RefSeq and is a predicted model, not a curated record. The transcript is spliced from 2 exons.